CCUUUCUGUUCAUGAAUGUCCGAUGAGAUUACCUUAUUAUUUUCUUUGAAACUUUUUCCUAGCCUGCAUCUUUUCUUUUCAUCAUCGAUACUCUUGUGUGUCUUGUUAGUAUUUCAAGUGAUCCUGGUGUAUACUGGACCUUGUUUUCUAGCCCAAGUAUGGCUUUGUUACUGAUAACACUUUCUAUUUCCUUGGUUGCAUAUGUAUUAUACCUCAAAAACAAGGCCGCCAGUAGAAAACAGUUUCCGCCUGGCGCAAAGCGAUUGCCAGGACCAAAGGGCUUACCUCUUAUCGGUCGCAUCCAUGAUGUGCCACCUGAAAAGACGUGGCUCAAAUUCUACGAGUGGAGCAAAGAGUAUGGUCCGAUCUAUCAACAAGAAAUGUUCGGGUCUGUCCAUAUCUGGAUAUCAUCGGAAGAAAUUGCACACGAGCUACUUUCUAGGAGAGCAGCGGUCUAUUCGGAUCGUCCUAUGAUUCCAAACCUUCCAAACAACCGUUAUGCAGGAGAGUAUCUUGCUCUCCAUGGUCGCAAUGAAACAUGGAAGCGCCAAAGAAGGCUUGCCCAACAGCUGAUGACCACUUCUGCGAACGCAUCAUUACACAAUUACCCCACCAAGGAGCGAGAUCGAUUCCUGUACCUGUUAUCGCAAGAUCCUUCGCAGUAUCGCGAAUAUAUCGAGCAAUUCACUGCACGCACCGUAUCUCGUCUCUCAUGGGGCAACACACAUCCCGCAGACGUUUUGCGGAAGACUACCCUUGGCUUACUGGAGACGAUCUCACCGUCGGGAGCAAUCCCUAAUAUUGUCUCAUGGUUGAUGCACGUUCCCUAUUUUAUGUCGCCAUGGAAGCGAAAGGAAUUCGCUCGCCACGAGGAAGAAGCGAUAGCUUGGAAGAACAAUAUGCAGUAUGUAUAUGAUCGCCUCAACGACGGUACAGCUCAGCCCAGUUUCGUGAACACGUUCCUCAGCAAACUCACCAAACAGGCCGACGGUGCAAACUGGGGCACUGAGCACGAGGCCAUGUAUGUCGUUGGCCAGAUGGCCAUCGCCGGCGCUCUCACCAUCGGAUCUCCAAUUCAGAGCUUUCUCCUAGCUAUGCUCCACUACCCAGAAUGGCAAGAAAAGUUACAAGCUGAGAUCGAUGUGGUCUGUCAUGGAAACUGCCCUGCUUGGGAAGACUGCGAGAAGAUGCCAUUAUUAAGAGCUGUUGUUAAGGAAGUUAUCCGCUGGCGUCCUCCCGUCCCGACAGGUAUCCCUCAUGCGACCGAGGCUGACGAUGUUUGGAAUGGAUACUUCAUCCCUAAAGGCGCAACAAUCCAUGCUCUAGAAUGGGGAAUCACACGCGACGAAGCCAUAUAUCCUGACGCAGAAGCAUUCAAUCCCGCGCGUUGGCUCAAGCCAGAGUAUCCUACGUAUAAGGAGCCCCUGUCACAGCACCCGCACCUGAGCGGCUUCUCCCAGUUCGGAUUUGGGCGCCGCACCUGCCAGGGUGUGCCGAUCGUGGAACAGAACUUGUUUCUUGCUAUGGGUGGCAUGGCAUGGGCGUUUGAUAUACGCAAGAAGAGACGUGAAGAUGGAUCCGAGGUCGAUGUUCACUGGGAUGACUUCACGCCGCUGCUUAUUGCGAAGCCUGCGCCGUUCAAAUUUGAUGCCACGCCCAGAUCGGACGCUGUCAUGACCAAACUUUUGGAAAUGUGGGAUAGUGGAAAGGGCGAGGACGACAUCGAGGUAGAGAAACAACAAGCCACGACCAGGAAGAUGGCUGAUGAUCUUGCUCGAGAGGGUUCGAGCAGAGAAAAGGACGAAGAUGCAACCUCCAUGGGUGGAAGUGACACCUCUGGACCUAGUGAUGACGAAAGUGAAAGCAGUGGUUACAACAGUCUCGAGAAUAGCUGCAGCAGCACUGGGGAGCUGCAUAUCUGGGCAUAACUCUCGGU
This is a messenger RNA of Truncatella angustata, 1936 nucleotides long. Its product is annotated as cytochrome P450. Gene Ontology annotation, molecular function: iron ion binding; heme binding; monooxygenase activity. Lineage: Eukaryota; Fungi; Ascomycota; Sordariomycetes; Amphisphaeriales; Sporocadaceae. The record is from RefSeq and is a predicted model, not a curated record. Bases 159 to 1928 code for a protein of 589 amino acids. The transcript has 4 exons.